AUGGACGCCCUUAAUCUGCAUACCGCUUCUGACUAUAUAAACAAUUUACUGCUGGCACGAGGACUACUGCGCAAUGGGAAACGAAUCGACUUCGCUGAACCAGAGGAGGGGUCUGACGGGUCAGACGAUACGAUGACACAGAUAAUCAACCUGGUUCACGAUUUGGUGACUCGGAGAGAUCGCGAAGCCGAACAGCGAGAAAACCUUGCAACUACAGUCAAAAGCCUACGGAAGACAGAGGCAAAGCAGGCGCUUCAAAUAGAGCGACUAGAGAGUAAAACGGAAGACCUGUCUCGUUCGAUUGCCCUCGCAGAAGGGCAGGAAACCGCAUUCAAAACCACGAUACGGAAUGCCGACACUACCAUACGUGGCCUGAAGGAGCAAAUGCAGCGAACGAAAUCUUCGAUCCAACAGAUCCGAAGCCAAUGUGCUACAGACAUUCGCAAGAGAGAUAUCGAACUGCAGAAACUGAAAACGCACCUAACAGAUCGACAGCGUGGAAAGAGAGACGGGCUUGGUGUGGUGACGAUUACGAUACAGCCUCCACCAAAAGUGAACACCUCGAACAAGAAGACGCUCGAAGGUGGCAACAACGUGGAGGCUCCGGGAUACAGCCUCAAGCAGGAAACAACGGAGUUCCUGACAAAGCUUUGCCAGAGCCUGAGCGACGAGAAUGAUGCAUUGAUACAGCUAUCUCGGAAUACUAUCCAAACCUUGAAGGAGCUGCAAGGGUUACCGGAUGUAUGUGAUGAAGAACUAGAAGGAGUUGUUGAUAUGGAAGAGAGUGUCGAUGCUACCCUAUCUCAGCAUGAGCUGCUUUCAAAAGAAAUGGACUCCGCCCUUGAACAGCUCCGGGCCUUACUCACGAACCCCUCCUUCGUCCCCCUUGAAGAAGUCGAGAUCAGGGACUCUGAGAUUGCACGUCUACGGGAUGGAUGGGAAAAGAUGGAGACCCGGUGGCAAGAGGCUGUUUCGAUGAUGGAUGGAUGGCAUAAACGAAUAUCUCACGGAAGUGGCUCUAUGAACUUGGAUGAGCUAAGACUUGGGAUGUCGUUCACGACCGACUCUAGCAUGCAGAAGGAUGCAGGCAGCACAACCAAUGUAUCCAUCGACCCUUCAAUGGGAUCUGAUAACUCGGGCCCGUCGAGCAGAAGGGUGUCUACCGAACAUCCGGCUCGCGAGAGGCCGAAAAGACUGUUUGAUACUCAAGAUGACCGGCCACUACAGGAAUUCUCCGGGAAUGACCGAUCGAGGGCUACCAUCUUUUCAACAGAGAACAGCUUCGACGGAUCCGUAGCACAGUCUGAGAGUAUACAGGAAAAUGACGAAGCGGUGCCUGUAAAGAAGCCGGAUGCAGAUGGUGUUCGACAAAAGAGGCAGAAACUUCAAAGUAACCGCCCUGAUCCUAGACAGGCUCCAAGGGCAAAGCCAGACAAAGCGGUAGCCUCGAAACUUGCAAAAAUCGAGCAGGAGGCGCAGGCAGCAGAAGAAGAACGGAAGAAAGCUCAGAGCAAGAAGAGGACGAGCUCACGGCGAGAAGGCACAGCUUACAGGCCGAGAAAGAGAAGCAGUCUGAACAAAGAAGAGCUGCAGAGCUUGCUUAGGGCCAGACGGCUGGCAAAUAAAGGCCAGACUCGCGUUAAGCCAUGA
Molecule: messenger RNA, 1650 nt
Organism: Arthroderma uncinatum
Lineage: Eukaryota; Fungi; Ascomycota; Eurotiomycetes; Onygenales; Arthrodermataceae
Product: NIMA interactive protein
Exons: 4
Coding region: 1-1650 (549 amino acids)
Source: RefSeq, a predicted model, not a curated record